AUGACGGAAGAUGCACUGGAAUUGUUUAGAAAAAAGCUAUCUGACCUGAAAGAAAACGAUAAGUUCAAGAUAAACGCGCUGACGUUUCUUGCGCGGGAUCAUAAAGAUUCUGCAGAUAUUGCUCAAAGUAUCGUUGAGGUCACGAUCAAACAUGUUUACGCGAUACGUGACGAAAAAGGGCGACUGAAGCUAUACGACUUGCGGACGACGUGGAAAGACGUGUUUCCUGCCCAUCGUAUGUAUGAAUUAGACGUCAGGGUCCGAGAGCAUGACCCGGCUUGGCCGCUGGUUGCCAACUUGACAGACAGUCGAGUUUCAUUGCGUUCUUUGCCUAAUGUUCCCAAAUUACAACCGAGACCAGUCGAAAAAGGGGACAAUGCAGAAAAUACAACGUCAAAGCAACCAAAGGCUUCUUUAACAGAAUCUCGAGACCCCCGACUUAACCGCAAACGCAAGUCUUCAGGUACUCCGGAUGCAUCCAGUCCACGUGAAGAUUUCCUAAUUGAUCGCUCGGGUGACCAGAAAAUGGAAGCCGUAGCUAGAAAACAGGGCAAACAGGAGGUGACCGAGCAAGCGAAGAAGGUGCCCUUGUUUGUGGCACACGAUUUGGACAUGCGAUCACAGGCACUAGCAUCACCCGCUCGUUCGGGCGUUUGGUCGGAAUACAUGGACAAACACACCGAAGUUGUAUCUCGUCGUGAAGUAAAAGACGUCGACAUGCGAAUUGCUUACCCAGAUGUUCCCAAGGAUAAAGUUGGCAACCCAGAUUUCACCACCGCGAGUUCGCAUGCGGUUACUGAUACGGGUUUUACCUCAACUAAAGUCGCCGUUCCAAUCGCUAGAGAUGUUUCGCAAAUCGUGCCGCCAGUUCGCGAUCUCCCUCCCAACAUACACGGCGUAAUGCCGAAAAGGGCUGAUCCACCUGACGUAGUUGCCACCACAACCGUUCCGCCUGCUCCCAUGGAGAGUGCACCUUUCCGAACCCCGCAUUUAAAUUUGCCAUUCGAACCACAGGGAAUGAUUAGACCACAUCCCCCGGGGCUUCGCCCCCGAAAUUCUCCUGAUGUUAACAGCAUGAUUUACGAUCAGGAUCCGUCUCCUCUGUUUCGUCGUCCCGAACCUCGUCCACCCUUACCUCCAUUGCCUCCUAUGAACUCAUCUCUUACACCACCACUCCGUUUUGAGCGUGAGGCAGCACGUGAUCUUAUUCCCCGUCAAACUCGGCCUUACGAAGCGCCUUAUAAUGGACCACCCAUACGUGGACCGACUUGGGUAGUUGAAAUUGAUGGUUUUCCCGAUAUGGUUAAUAUCGGUGUGGAUCCUAGAAUGCUCUCAUUGGCAGGCCAUCCUAAACCACCAAGGCGAAUAACAAUAGAUGGUCGAAGCUACAGUUUGAUUCUCGAUCGAGUUCAGCCUCUCAUCAUGGUAGGAAAUCAAGUGCAUGCUGUACGUUUCCGUUGUGAGCACGUAACAGUUCUUAUUGACGGUCGAUGCUUUACCAUUCCUGGUACGGGCUUCACAAAGGUAACUGUCGGAUGGCGUCCAUAUCAAGCCUACUUGGGAGGCCCUGGUCAUGAGUUGGUAAUCGAUGGAAAACCACACACUGUACCGCUUGGCCCCGAACUAACUUACAUAACUGUUGGUUAUCACUCCGUGGGUGUGAAGUUUGUCGGUAGGCCUCCGAGAAGUGUGAACGUCCUGCCAUCAAUUCCACCUCGCCUUCUCAAGUGGGCUGGACAAGGCUUAUUUGGAUCUCCAAGAAGUUUGCAUUUGCCACCAUUAAAUCCUCUUAGCGAAUUGGCUCGACUAGCCGAGAGGCGAACAGUCGGUAGUGGACUUGGGGCCCAGCGUGCUCCCCUACGGCAAGGAUUUGAUGUUCGGUAUCCUCCCAAUCCUGUUGUAUCCGCAGCCGAUGGUGGUGUAGGACAAAGCAUGGUUGGCUCUCAACCAUCCUCAACAGAAGUGCCGAAAAGCACAGUCGAACAACCCGUUGAAAAUACACCACCAAAACCGGCUCUACCUCAAAUCAAUGUUCAUGAGCUGUUCCAAAAACUGGUCCAAGCCGGAAUAGUUUCCCAACCUCAACCAGAACCCAUUGCACCUGAACUAAAAAGCUAUUCAUGGGAGACAUUUAAGAUGCCAUGCCCUUCAGAGAUAGAUUCUCUAUACAACGGACAUCAAUGUGGUCAGUGUGGCCUCAGGUUUCAAAGCGAUCGAUCGCCGGAAUUCGCCUCCCAUCUGGAUUACCAUUAUAUGAAGAAUUCUCGAGAUGACCAAGGUCACAGAAGCAGGAAUUUUUAUCAGGCUUCACGAUAUUGGCUAUUUAGUGAAACGACACGAGAUGGCAACGCGCCUUUCGAGCCUGGCACACCUGUUCCUGAUUUACAAGAGUGCAAGUGCCCAGCUUUUAGUGACCCGUCCAAAAACGUGUGUGCCGUGUGCAACGAAAAGUUUGACCUGUUUUGGGAUCAUGAUGAAGAGGAAUGGAUGUUACGGGACGCAGUUUUGGUUCAGGACAAGGUUUACCAUCCGAUUUGUCAGGAAGAUGCCGGAAAGGAAUUCACGAUUGAAAACGUGAGUUUGCGCUCCGUAUAUAAGGUUUGUCUACGAUCGUCACGAUCUAAAAUCCCAUCUCAGGUAUAUUAUAAGCUUUUGAUGAAAACCUAUAACUCAGUUUAA
Echinostoma caproni is the source of this 2679-nucleotide messenger RNA. The record is from the annotation of a GenBank genome assembly. NCBI's taxonomy places the organism in Eukaryota, Metazoa, Platyhelminthes, Trematoda, Plagiorchiida, Echinostomatidae.